Messenger RNA from Lutzomyia longipalpis, 884 nucleotides. RefSeq names its product chymotrypsin-2-like. The record is from RefSeq and is a predicted model, not a curated record. The coding region runs from base 22 to 813 and encodes 263 amino acids. NCBI's taxonomy places the organism in Eukaryota, Metazoa, Arthropoda, Insecta, Diptera, Psychodidae. Gene Ontology annotation, molecular function: serine-type endopeptidase activity. Gene Ontology annotation, biological process: proteolysis. The transcript is spliced from 2 exons.
UCUUGCGAGAGUUCACACAAAAUGAUCCGCCAAGUUUGUCUUAUUACUCUUCUCUUCGUUGCUGGAGUCUUCUCCAGGAGCGUGAUCGAGGAGGAUCUUCCUGAGAAUGACUGGGCUGCCAAUUGGGAGGGCUUCAUUGUUGGUGGUCAGAAUGCCGCUGCUGGACAAUUCCCCCAUGUUGUCUCCUUGAGAUCAACUGGAAAUGCUCACUUCUGCGGUGCCUUCAUCGUUAACAACCGCUGGGUUGUUUCAGCUGCUCACUGCACCAUCAACCGCACACCUGCCAAUACAUGGAUCAUUGUUGGUGCUCUUACGCUCAAUGCUGGUGGAACCAACGUCUUCACCAGCCGCAUUGAGAACCACCCCAACUAUUCUGGUGUCACCCUUGCCAAUGAUGUGUGUGCUCUUCAGACCACAAACACCAUCACCUUCUCUGCCAAUGUUCAAGCUCUGCAAAUGGGAUCUGUACACAUUGGUGGCGGACAACAGGCUACAGCUGCUGGAUGGGGACGUGUUGGAGCUAACUUGCCCCUUGCUAACCACCUUCAGUGGCUCAAUGUUCAAACCAUCACCAACGAUGACUGCCGCAGCCGUCACAAUGCCAUCAAUGCUCUCCGUGUUCACGACAACACCAUCUGCACAUUCACACGCCAGGGUGAAGGUAUGUGCAACGGCGACUCCGGAUCAGCUCUCUUCAUUGGUAACAGCGCCAUUGGUAUUGUCUCCUGGGGUAUCCCAUGCGCUCAGGGCUUCCCUGAUAACUUUGCUCGUGUGUCUUCUCACCGCAACUGGCUCAUCGGCCACACCGGAUAAGCGCCACAAACGAUCAUCCUUUCCAAGCUCCCUAAUGAAAAUAUUUUAAAAUAAAAAUUCUAUAGCAUAAA